Molecule: messenger RNA, 378 nt
Organism: Rotaria sp. Silwood1
Lineage: Eukaryota; Metazoa; Rotifera; Eurotatoria; Philodinida; Philodinidae
Source: the annotation of a GenBank genome assembly
AUGUCACAUGGAGAUGUUCUACCAAUUGAAUAUGAAACAGAACCAGUGGAAGAAACGAACGGCAGCGACCAAAAUACAACCGGUGUUCAGACAACAGACAACAGAUUGGGACUGGCUAGAGAUACAAGUGAACUAGAUUUACAGGAAUCUGGUAUCGCUCAACUUGAAGCUCAAAUUCAAGAAUAUCAACGUAAUAUUGAUCGAUUAGAACAACAAACUGAAACACUUCAUCAAGAAAUCGAAAAACUUACUGAAGAAGUUGGACAAUUACGUGAAGAUCUUUCUCAAGCAGAACAAAUUUUACAAGACUACAAUCAGGACCGUAAAGCACUUGAAGAAGAAAAACGACAACUUAUAAAAACUUAUCAAUCCAUUUAA